GCGCAACACUACAGCCCGUUUGCACGUCGUGAUCACUCUCGCCGUCUCGGAAAGUCAGAGACCAUGGAGACUGCGUAGACCUACACACCGUCAGCCUACCUGGAGCAUUCAGAUUAUGUAACCUUUGUAGGUGCGAGAGAGAGACGUAGAAAGCUCACACACACACGGUCGGUCUACAAUCGGGACUUGCAAAGUUAGAGUGGACCGGACGCAAAAUCAAACCAAGUCGAAGAUAUUCACUGGUGCAGGAUCGAGUCUGGGGAACUUACAAGACCCUUUGUACGUUCUGAUUGCGACCAUGGCUUUUUCUCCAGUGCUGAUAACAUUACAAUGGAUUUUGAUAGCAACAGCCCACUCAAACGUCUGCUAUGCUUUGGAUGCUCACCAGAAUCAGUCUUCAUCAGUGCAGGCGGCAGAGGAUCAAACGAUAGUUUUCAAGGCGGGUGAUAUGGGAUAUGCCUGCUUCAGAAUCCCAGUGCUCCUUCAAGUUCCAGACACGCUGCUCGCAUUCGUCGAAGCAAGAAGCCCAUCUUGCAGUGACUACCACGCACGCAGUAUCCUGCUCAAACGAUCCGAGGAUGCAGGUCAUACUUGGUCCGAGGCCAUUCUAGUGUCGAAUGUAACCCACGCGGAGACACUGAGCAAAGGAGAUGGUUUGAAUCUCGGCGUGGCCUUGUACCAGGAGCCGCUAUCGGGGGAGACAAUUCACGAGCGAGUGUGGCUGACUUGGGUGGAGUGCUUUCAUCGGUGUGAAGUGCCGUAUCAGUAUGUUCAGAGCAGUUCUGACCUGGGUCGAACGUGGGCACCUCCCAGGGACAUAACACAGAGUAUUAUGGCCCUUUCCAAGUUUUCACCAGGUCCGGGCUACGGGUUACACGUGAAGUCGUUUGACUGGGAUCGCCUGGUGAUGUGUGGACAUUACCUACGUCUCACAGCUAGCAGUAGGAGCCAAACUCAGAAUGGUUCCACACUUGACACUCCGUAUGAUGUUAGUGAAUCCGGCGCUGCAUGCAUAUACAGUGAUGACUUUGGUGGCACGUGGAAAUCCGGAGUUCCAGUGCCCUACAACAGCUCUCUGGUGGCUCCCGGUGAGUGCCAGCCAGUGCGGAUCAGCAGUUACGGCAACCUACUGAUGACCAUGCGCGAUACACACAAUAGUCAUCACCCGCUCUGGACUCAGAGCUAUGACAGUGGCGAGAGUUGGGACGAAGCGCUGGUGCAGACAAACCUCACGUCGGCAACCUGCGAUACAAGCAUGGUGGCGAAGAAUGUGACUGGUAAGAUCCGUCUCUUCUACUCGCAUCCAGCAUCCACCGUACGUGAGAACAUGGAGGUGCAUUGGAAGAACCUGAACGACGACACCCCGUGGACACUGCUGGCAAAGCUCUGGACUGGCCCUGCUGGGUAUUCCUGUAUGACAAUGAUGCCACUGGAUAAUGUUGGAGUGCUCUAUGAGAAUGGAGAGACAUUUACAUACGACAGAAUAACCUUUGCCAAGAUAAACUACCUUGCAGGUCAAAGUGCAGUUCAUGAGGAGUACAGUGAGAAGGAUUAGCUAGUACCAGCAUCACCAGUACAAUGCAGAGCUGCUAUAAUCAGUGAUGAAUGACUGUACAUGUAUGAUGAAGACUGGGACAUGGUUCAAUGGUUGUCACGCUCUCAGCAUUAGGCAUGCACAUAUACAAAAUUAUGCACCGGCCUGCACAUCAAGCUAGUAACAAUAACAUGUUACUAGGGCCAUGGUACGUGCUCCAUUGCCAUUAAUUUUACAGAGUCACUAUUUGAUGCAUUGCUGCUUUACAGACACAGUCACAAAGUCCUACCUGCCUCCAUCACAUAAUCAUAUUGCACAUAUACAUAAUUAUUAUUAUUUGAGGGAUCCCCCAAAGGCCGAAGCCUAACUCAAGGGGGUCUCCGAGAAUAUAUAUAUACGUGUACAAUGCGUGUACAAUAGGGUGCAAUUCUUAAAAGGAAGAAAAUAUUAAGAUAAAAAAAGAUUAAUGUGAAGGUUAAUUAGGAAGUCUGAGUAGAAGCAAGCGAAAAGUGUACUGGUAAAUACACCACGGGUUUCAGAUAUCCUAAUCUCGG
This is a messenger RNA of Sycon ciliatum, 2088 nucleotides long. RefSeq names its product sialidase-1-like. Lineage: Eukaryota; Metazoa; Porifera; Calcarea; Leucosolenida; Sycettidae. The record is from RefSeq and is a predicted model, not a curated record. The coding region runs from base 299 to 1555 and encodes 418 amino acids. The transcript is spliced from 2 exons. Gene Ontology annotation, molecular function: exo-alpha-sialidase activity. Gene Ontology annotation, biological process: oligosaccharide catabolic process; ganglioside catabolic process. Gene Ontology annotation, cellular component: intracellular membrane-bounded organelle; membrane; cytoplasm.